UCGUCGCCGGAUGAUGCGCGGCGGCUCCCGGACGGGGAGACCCGCUUGCCGUGCCUAUGUCGUGAGCGUCUGCUAAUCUGCCCCUCAGCCCGAGGAGGUCAUCCUCGAGGUGCCGACGGCCUGUCUCCGCAGCGUGGACACGGUCCCGAAGCCGGUGUCGCGCCGGCUCCCCAAGACGCUCACCGUCCACGGCCUGCUGGCGGCGGACCUCGCGCUGGACCGCUCGGCCAAAUAUGCGGUGUGGGACGCGGUGUGCCCGGCUCCUGAGGACUUCGCCGGCAUGCCUCUGGUCUGGCCGGCGGAGUUGCGCGCGCACCUCCCCGCCGCCGCGCGCGCCCUGCUCGCGAAGCAGGAGGCCAAGCUGCGGAGCGACUGGGCCACGGUCUCGGCGGCUUACCCGCAGCUCGCCGAGGCCCGCUACCGCUACGCCUGGCUGCUCGUCAACACGCGCACCUUCUACUACGUCAACGCGCGGCUCGAGAAGCGCGCUAAGGACGACCACAUGUGCCUGAUGCCCGUCGCCGACCUGUUCAACCACGGCGACGAGGGCUGUAACGUCGCCUUCGACGCCGACGGCUUCUCCAUCAAGGCCACGCGCGCGUACGCCGUAGGCGAGGAGGUUAAGAUCUGCUACGGCCCCCACAGCGGCGACUUCCUGCUCGUCGAGUACGGCUUCGUCAUGGCCGAGAACCGGUGGGACGAGAUCCGCCUCGACGACGCGCUGCUGCCGAGGCUAAACGCCCGGCAGAAGGAGAGGCUCGAGGGAGUCGGGUUCCUCGGCAAGUACGUGCUCGACCGCGAGACCGUCUGCCACCGGACGCAGGUCGCGGUGAGAUUGCUAUGCUGCAGCGUCAGGGAGUGGAAGCGGUUUGUGGACGGGGUAGACGACGGCGAGAGCAGCCAGGCCGACGCGAACCGGCUGAUUGUCGAGCUCUUACGAGAACUGCGGCACAACGCCGAGAAGACGGCCUCCCAAGUGGAGGCCUCGGAGUUGGGCGACCCCCCGCAACGAGAGGUGCUGGCACAGCGGUGGCACUCGAUCCGGGACCUGGUCGAUACGAAUAUAGCACUCCUCGACACAAAUAAUUCUAGCUAAGCGGAAGAGAAUUUGUUCGGCCACACCCCGUCUGAUUCGCGAGGGUUGGCGCAGUAAACAUUGAUGAGGGUUUUCGGUAGUAGAUACCUACCUAGGUAUCAAUUAAUAGUACAUGGCAAGUCACCAACUUGACUUGCGCUGGCGGAGCUUUUCCCCAGGCGCCACAUCAUGCUGUCGUACCUGUCUCUCAUGCUCUUAUGCCUCCUGUUCGAGUCUCUUCCCCCCCUCCCAUUUUUCCUUGUUCCC
Durotheca rogersii is the source of this 1342-nucleotide messenger RNA. RefSeq lists its product as uncharacterized. Gene Ontology annotation, biological process: peptidyl-lysine monomethylation. Gene Ontology annotation, molecular function: protein-lysine N-methyltransferase activity. Bases 281 to 1096 code for a protein of 271 amino acids. The transcript has a single exon. The record is from RefSeq and is a predicted model, not a curated record. Lineage: Eukaryota; Fungi; Ascomycota; Sordariomycetes; Xylariales; Xylariaceae.